AUGUCACUUCUCAACGACACCGGUGACAUUUUUCGAGAUGCUGGGCAUCUUGCACCGGACCAGGAGGUCUCCAGGGGUCGCAAGAGGUCUCGAAGCUCGUCCAGAGUCGGCAGAUCCAGGUCCCUUCGGCCCGACGAGUCUAGCACGCUCCGAGGAAGAUCACCACGUCGUGCUACGUCUCCAUUCCCGUUGCCUUCUCGAAACACCUCUCCUUCCAUCUUGAGGUCGCCCACCAGCCAAAUCUUAUUGUACAACCAACUACGACGGGUUCGCAGGGAGCAUUGCCCGUCUCGGACUGCCUCCCCCGGCGAUCGAAGCUUGCGACGAAGUCAAAGGACAAGAAGUCGCAGCCGAGGGCCCCGACGGGACCAUGAGCCUGUUCGAUCCCCAGAUAUUCAAUCUAGCUUGCGAAACGAGGUUUUGUACGAGCACCAAGAUGGCUCCAAGAAUACAGUUCAGCAAUGA
Pochonia chlamydosporia 170 is the source of this 465-nucleotide messenger RNA. Its product is annotated as branched-chain amino acid aminotransferase. NCBI's taxonomy places the organism in Eukaryota, Fungi, Ascomycota, Sordariomycetes, Hypocreales, Clavicipitaceae. The transcript has a single exon. The record is from RefSeq and is a predicted model, not a curated record. The coding region runs from base 1 to 465 and encodes 154 amino acids.